AUGACAUUCUUCUGGCAUUUUCCAUUCGGUAAUAUGACAUUAACUCUUCAAUCCGAACAGAAGCAAUCAUUUUUAUUACGCUUAUCAAGAACAUCUUUAUUAUCGAACAACUUAAUUAAACAUGUUUAUCACUUGAUCAAUAAUCGAACAAUUGACGAGCAAAUUAUUUAUCAUGAUCGUUCGACCGGUUCCAUCACACUCUAUUCCGACCAAUAUCAUCAAUGUUCAAUGAAAUUCGAAGCGAGAAAUGAAAAUAUUUUUCACUAUGGUACAUUUAUUCGAAUGACUGCUCUAAUUGAUAAGACGAAUUAA
Messenger RNA from Adineta ricciae, 312 nucleotides. Lineage: Eukaryota; Metazoa; Rotifera; Eurotatoria; Adinetida; Adinetidae. The record is from the annotation of a GenBank genome assembly.